GACCUGCCUUUUCAGAGGGUUUGUUUUUGCUGUGUCUGGUCGGCAGAAAAGGGGGGAAUGUAAAAGUGUGAAACUUAGGUAAAGCAGGACACAGGACAGCCGGGCGUCCAGACUGAUGGAGCUUCAGCAGCUGUGACUCCGUUGGACAGAGGAGAAAGAGGGCGUCCCGUUGAGAGCGUCGGCAAACCGUGAAAAAGAGCCAUCCCCAAGCCGCUCGGUGAAGCGGAGGUUGGACCCUGCGAUGAGAGAAGAGGUGUCCUGCACCAACUCCCCUGAAGGAGGCCUGGGGGCCAGCGAAGAGGAGCUGGAGAGAGCAUCGAAGAAGACCCUCCAACAGGCAAACCGAAAACGCUCCCCCUACCCUAAGAAGGACAGCCUCGGUCAGAGCCAGACGGAGGAGAGCAGCACGGGCAGCACCAACAGCCUCCUGCCGUCCGGACCCAAGAGGCUCAAGAAGAGCCCCUCGACCAUCGUGUCGCUGGUGCCCACAUCCCUCGGCCCCCGGCCAGAGCCGCCAUUCGAGGAGCUCCACUCCCAGCGGGUAAUUGCCAACGUGCGAGAACGCCAGCGCACCCAGUCCCUGAACGACGCCUUCGCCUCCCUGCGCAAGAUCAUCCCGACGCUACCCUCGGACAAGCUGAGCAAGAUCCAGAUCCUGAAGCUGGCCUCACGCUACAUCGACUUCCUGUACCAGGUGCUGCAGAGCGACGAGAUGGACGCCAAGCUGGCCAGCUGCAACUACCUGGCCCACGAGAGACUCAGCUACGCCUUCUCCGUCUGGAGGAUGGAGGGGGCCUGGGCCAUGUCCACGAGCCACUAGGACCCCUCUAAACUCAUCUCAUACACCCUCUCGUGUCCACACCUCCACCUCCCUCCCCCCCAACCCCCCAAACCCUCUGUCUGUGUUUGACCUCUGACCCUCUGAACCUCCUCUCUGCAUGGUCUGGUCUUAACCUGUCCAUCCAAAACCUCUGCAUACAUUUUUUGUCCCCCCCCUGUGCUGCAUAAUGUUUCAUUUAUCAGCUAAAUAUACGUCGCUGCAACCUCCCUCUCCUCUUCCCCCCCGACUGCUGUUUCCACUUCUUUGCCUCGUCUUUCCCUGAGUUUAGUCCAGAGCAGCGGGUCACGACACCGCGGCUUCUCAGAAAUCUCCACAACUCGGCAUUCCACGAACUACAAACAGAAGUCGAGAAAAUUCACUCGCACCUUUAAAAGAUUUCUUCCCAUCCUUAUGUGACUCCUUCCUCUAUUCCCCACUCCCCCCCCAAUGUUCUUCUGGACGUCUGCUGGACUCAUGACGCAGCGACGGCUGCUUGUGAGCGUGUUUCUGAGACUCCGUGUGGAGAUGUGACAUUGAACUGCAGAACAUUUGAAAUAAUUAGAGUAAAAGAAAGAAAAAAGAAAAAAAAAAACAGCUGGCCUGAGGUGACAAUGAAACAAAAUGGCUGCUGGAUGGAGCGCCUUCGAUAAGACCCCGAUGAUAACCGUCAUCCCCACUUUCUCCUCCUGACUCUUCUUCUCUUCGGAUGACUCACGGCCUGACAGACAUUAGGAUGACUAAUGAUAAUGGCACAGUGAUGGUUAGAGGGCGGUCACAGCCAAUUUCUGUUUACAGCUAAAAUGCUAAUAAGCUAAUCGCUCUGGCUCUUGAGGCGGGAAUCUGGUGCAGAUCUCGUCCUUUUCGCUUCGCUGCAGUGACUGGGUCGCUCUCUUGGUUAGUCCUGAAGCAUAGCUGCGCCUGGGUUUGGGGUGCGCGCACGCUGUUUUCCUCCGCCGCUCACUGCUUUAUUCUGUUUCACACCACUCAUCACAGUUCAGCCGACUGUUUAUUUGAUUAGCAGCUUGUCUGUCGAGGGCGAGCGCUGCAGCUUUAAAAUAUCUCUGCGAAAGCUUCAUAAGGAAAAAAUAAUGCAGGGGAGAAUUUCUCAGAAAGUGUGCCAAAGCGCUGUGAUUACAUGCAGAGCAGAGCAGAUUAAUUUGUAACUGUUGGACCAAUUGCUUUUGAUCAUGUUCCUUUUGUACUUUUUUUUUUUUGUUGUUGUUGUUUUUUUCAUUUGCUUUUCAUCAUUUGUCUUGUGAACAAUAAAAUUUUACUCAGCGCUGUAUGUGCAUACUG
Molecule: messenger RNA, 2116 nt
Organism: Fundulus heteroclitus (mummichog)
Lineage: Eukaryota; Metazoa; Chordata; Actinopteri; Cyprinodontiformes; Fundulidae
Gene: twist3
Product: twist3
Exons: 2
Coding region: 242-820 (192 amino acids)
Biological process (GO): regulation of transcription by RNA polymerase II; developmental process
Molecular function (GO): protein dimerization activity; DNA-binding transcription factor activity, RNA polymerase II-specific; RNA polymerase II transcription regulatory region sequence-specific DNA binding
Source: RefSeq, a predicted model, not a curated record